GAGGGAGCCGUCCUAGGAUAAAUCGUCCUGGGGUGUGUUUGAGAGGUAGGUUGCCACCCCCGUCCCCAGCAGCAGCCUCCCUUGUCCUGAGAGGAAGUGCCGUCAGGUCUGCUCUGAUGGAGAAGCAGGCGGGCAGGUGGGAGCAGUCGGGGAAAGAAAAGUACCUGGUCGUGCCAGCCAGGCGCCGUGAGCCCCGGGAAGGGCGGUGGGUGCCCUCUCCUCGUUUCCCGUUGGGCACACGCAGUUCCCAUGUGCCGAGCCAGAGGCCUGGGGAUGCGGAACUAGAGGGACAGAGGGUGUUAGGGGACGGAUCCCAGGAAGUUCCAGAUGGGUGAUUUGAGGACUGCCUUUGGAGAAACUAGGGUGAGCUUCUGACAUUUAUAGUAUCUGCAUUCCUGGGUUGGUCUAUUUGAAGAAACUUGGGUGGAAGGUGGGCAGUCGGGGAUAGCAGAGAAACCGAGCACCCCUCCCCCGAGUGUCCACUGAAAUCUGACCCACGUGAGGAUGGAGUUUGGGGCAACCAUAGAGAGUGUGAAGGCAUCGAGGACGUGGAAAGCUAAACGGAAGAGGGAGAUUCAGAGUUCCUGGGUGGCAUAAAUGUACCCUACCGCCCCCUUCUAGCUGGGUGGAGAGAUAAUAGUAAUGACAAUCUAGUAUUCAAAUGACAUUUGCCAGUUUGUAAUCAGCCAAGGAGACGCGCAGGUGACGUAGAAAUUAGGAACCUGGUUAAGAUUGCUGAGGUUCAGGUUCUGGCCCAGAGACCGGAGCAGGUCAGGUUGUGUCCCUCAAAAAGAUGGGUCCAGGUCGUAACCCUUGAUACCUGUGACUGUGACCUUAUUUGGCAAGAGGGACUUGGCGGAUGUAAUUAAGAUCGCAGAUUAGGAUGGGUCCCAGAUCUCGUGACUGAUGCUCUCAUAAGAAGGGGGGGUUUUGGAGAAAGAAACACAGAGGACACACAAAGAAGGCGGGCGGCCCUGUGAAGGAGGCAGCGGAAUGCCGGAGAAUGCCAGGAUCGCCGGCAGCCACCGGAAGCCAGGACAGAGGCGUGGAACGCAUUCUCCCUCGGAGCCUCUGGAAGGAACUAACCUUGCCAACACCUUGAUUUCUACCUCCUGAAUGCCCAAACUAAGAGAUUAAAUCAUGGUUGUUUUAAACCACCCCAAUGUGGUAAUUUAUUACAGCCCGGGGAAAUGAACACAGAUACCUUCUGGCCAGCUCUGCGUGACCUUGAGGAAGUCGGGGAACCCCUGUGUUCCCCCCUCUCUGAAAUGGAGACUUUACACAUAAAGUGAUUAGAGCACAGCCUGGCACAGGAGGGACACACUGCAGACUAGCAAGUGCUCUGACCAAUUUAGUGAAGUCUUUUGAGCACCUACUAAGUGCCAGGCGCUGUGCGUAAAUCGUUCCAUUUGAUUCGCACGACAGUCCUGGGAGCCUCUUCUCAUGCCAGUUUGCAGUUGAGGAGACUAUCUGUGGCUCCGAGUCGUAAGUGGCUCUGAGUAGCAGAAGGGCCUGCGGCCUCCACUGAGGCUUUGUGGCUCUGUUCUGUCCGUUCUGUUGUUCCAGGAAAUCACGGGGGUCUCAAGGUGCACAGGCGAGUGGGGAAGGAAGGGCGUGAACUUCCGAUUGGCUGUAAUGGGUGUUCGCAUUGGGAAGACCCAUGCGUGACUCAUCUCUUAACACACAACUCGAACAAGUGUUCACGGUUUUGAAAGCAAGGACAUCAGUUGUUUGUGGGGAAGGAGAGGAAGACACAGCUUUAUAGGGGAGGCCCCCCCCCCUUUCCGCUCUGCUCUCUGGCUCUGGAAGGGGACCUGUGUCUCUGAGCAGACGUCUUCGGGAAGCCUGAGGAUCCUCAGAAGUGUGGGAAGGUUGAGCUGACCCCAGAGGGCAUGAACACACCGCGUGGGUAAACGCAGCCAACAAACGCGGGAACAGAGGAGACAGAAUUGGCAACCCGUGUGAAGCUUGGCUUUUGCACGCCGACGACAGGUGACGGCUAUUUUGGAGAAGUUACCAGCGUCAGAGAGAAGUUCGCCUCGAAGCGUAUGGAGGGGUUUUGGCUGAGAGACACUGGCCUGGUUUUUUGCCUGCCUGUCAAGCACUGAACUAGAGGAAAUGAGCUUAUCGCGGUGCUGGGCAUUUAGAAAGUGCUGUGUGAUGGUUUGUGGUCGACUCGAGCAAAGCAGGGGAGAUUUUCGGGUUGGAAGAAAGAAUUUAACAGCUGUGAAAUUAACACAUCCAUUAACUGCUGAGACGGGCCGCAAGGGCGCCUUAACUCGACUUUCCAAAGAGCAAUGCGUAUGUGCCUGACUCUCACUGCAUUUUAGAACUCAGGGGAUUGCUCAUUUCUUACCCCAGGUACACCGUAGAUCAUACUAAUCACUUAGACAUUCGUAUACUUUAAUUCCUUGAAGAAACCUUAGAAAUCCGCUCCGAUGUUUGCAAAUCUCUGCCUGCGGUUGAGUAGAUGGGCUAGAUGGCUCUCGAGGUCUCUCCUGGCCCGGGAACCCCCGGCUUCCUCCAGACCGCGCUGUCGGGGCUCAGGUCUGUGAAGACGGCCCAGCAGGGCGACACUCAGAGCGUGGACGCUGUGUCCCAGCACCUGGGGCGGAUGUGACGUAAGCAGACCAGUUCCCCGAAGAACUGUGGCACCGUUUUGUGAGCUCAUCACCGUCCCUUUGCGCCAGAUGGCGGCCUGAGGAAACGUCUGAGGGAGGCAGUCCUCACGUCAAGAACGGCUAACGUGAGGGAUGAAAAAGACAGAAACUGAAGUAACUUCUGAUAAAAGAAAACCAACUGAAGGGAUAGAGUCCUGGAAAUCCAGCGAGAGGAAAAGGAUCUUCUACGUCUCUCAUGAUUCCCAAGACCUCAAGAUCUUCAGCUAUAUCGCCCGAGAUGGUGCCAGCAAUAUCUUCAGGUGUAACGUCUUUAAAUCCAAGAAGAAGAGCCAAGCCAUGCGCAUCGUGCGGACGGUCGGGCAAGCCUUCGAGGUCUGCCACAAGCUAAGCCUGCAGCACACGCACCAGAACGCAGACGGCCAGGAGGACGGUGAGGGCGAGAGGGACAGCAGCAGUUCGGGCGAGCCAGGCCGCCAGCUCACUGGAGCCGAGAGGGCCUCCACGGCCACCGCAGAGGAGACGGACAUCGAUGCAGUAGAGACCCCGCUCCAGGGGAACGAUGUCCUGGAAUUCAGCCGAGGUGUGACUGACCUUGACGCCGUAGGGAAGGAAGGAGGUUCCCAUGCAGACCCCAAGGCUUCUCCCCACCCCCAGGAGCCCGUGCUGGCAGCCUCGCCCAGGAUGCUCCUCCCCUCCUGCCCCUCGCAGCCCCCAGGCCUGGGCCCGGGGACACCGCUGUCCUCCCACCACCAGAUGCAGCUCCUCCAGCAGCUCCUCCAGCAGCAGCAGCAGCAGACGCAAGUGGCUGUGGCCCAGGUUCACUUGCUGAAGGACCAGCUGGCUGCCGAGGCCGCCGCGCGGCUGGAGGCCCAGGCCCGAGUGCACCAGCUCCUGCUGCAGAACAAGGACAUGCUCCAGCACAUCUCCCUGCUGGUCAAGCAGGUGCAGGAGCUGGAGCUGAAGCUAUCGGGACAGAGUGCGAUGGGCUCCCAGGACAGCUUGCUGGAGAUCACCUUCCGCUCCGGAGGCCUGCCGGUGCUCUGCGACCCCACCACCCCGCAGCCGGAGGACCUGCCCUCGCCGCCCCCGGGCGCGGGCCUGGCCGAGCUGGCGCACCCCGCCGGCAGCCCCCUAGUGGACCACAGCAUGUUCGAGAACUUGAAUGCGGCCCUUCCUCCAAAGCUGCAGCCCGGCUGCUCCCUCUCCCACCUGUCCAGGCUGAUGGCCCCCGGCUCUGCCGCCCCGGGGUCUGCGGAGCCUGGGGGGCCGGGGCUCCGGGUGGGUGGCAGCCAGCACUUCAAGAACCUGGGCAGAGCCGUGGGGGCCAAAGUUAACGACUUCCUGCGGAGAAAAGAGCCCUCGAGCCUGGACGGCGCGGGCGCCAUGGAGAUCAACAGGCCGGCGGGGGCGCGGCUGGACGGCGGGGCCGUGGAGGCUGACAGGUCAGCCCUGCAGGACGCGUUCCCUCGGCUGGACCCCCCGCCUCCCAUUACCAGGAAGCGAACCCCUCGUGCCCUGAAGACCACGCAGGACAUGCUGAUCUCGCCGCAGCCAGUCCUGAGCAGCCUGGAGUACGGGACAGAGCUGCCUCCUGGGCAGCCCCGGGAACCCCUUCCCGCCGCCCAGCCCGACGUUCCCUCGGAAACGGCAGAGAGGGGCGAGGCUCUGCCCAACGGAGAGGUCUCCCUGUCAGUGCCCGACCUGAUCCACCAGAACAGCCAGGACGAACCCAAACCGAAGAUAACUGAGUGCAGAAGGGCCUCCUCCCCUGGCCUCCUCGAGAGGAACGGCCUCAAGCACAGCCUGAGCCCCGUCCACCUGGCCCAGCCGCCAGAGGACAGUGGCCCCCCGCCUCGGGCACGGACCUCCAGCCUUGACAAUGAGGGCCCGCACCCAGACCUGCUGUCCUUUGAGUAGGGCCCCUUCUCCCUGCCGGGCACCGCCUUCCCCUCUGCCGUCCCCAUCCCUGGUGCCCCCUGGCCCUUGCCCCCGUUCCACGUGCCCUUGGCCCCCUUGUGCAGAGAUCAGAGCGCCCAUCCGGGGCCAGGCUCCCUGAGUCACCCUAGUUAGAGCCUCUGUCUGCCGAAUGCUAAAGGGCUGCUGGGCUGUGGCUCCCGAGCCUCAUUUUCUAGAAGCUCCCCUCCGGGGGCUGGCUGCCACACUGGGGGAUGGGAGCAUCGCUGUUCCCAGGCAGCCCGGACUUCCCACCGGCCUGCAGGGCCACCAGCCCGGGAUGAAGGGUCUUGCAGGAAUGGUCUCUGCCUGCCCCCCACAUGCCACCUGUGCCCCCCCCACUCUUCUCCCUUCAGACCCUGGUUCGUUUCUUCUGCCUCUGGUUGGGGCAUCGGGCCGAAUGGAGAACUGAUGGGUUGGGCUGACGACGGCCCAGACCUGGAGAGCCACACACCCUGCUCCUCCUGGUCCCAAGACCGUGUGUUGUCCCCUCGCCUCUACCCUUUGGGGGCCUGAGACCUGGGCGCAGCCUUGUCGCCAAGGGUUCUCAGGGCAUUUUCCACCUGCCCUGUGGGGGGACACACCAGGCCCCCCGGGGCCGACCACUGAGAAGACGCUGGGGAAAGGCCAGGGCCCCCCUUGCUGUGUGUGAGGACAGGGCGAGGCGGGCCCCCGAGGACGCAGCGGAAGCAGCUGAGCAGAUGAGCACCUUGCUUUGGGGGGAGGGCCCAGGAACUUGGCCUCCAGGGAGCCGGCCCCAGGAGAACCCAGAGCAGAAGUCACAGAGAAGACAGGGUGAGGACAGAGAAGGCUUUGAGGGAGCGCCCACAGCCUGAAAUGAUGCGGCUCCGGGGUCUGGGCGUGGUGAGUGCGAGCGCCAGAGUGACCAGGGAGACUGGGAACGAGGCACAAAGCCACCUUCCACUGGGCAGGAGGCGCUGUGUUCUGCCAAGUUGCCCGGGUCUCCCUGGAGAGGCCUCCGCCCUGCCUUUCCCUGCCCCGAUGCCGCACGGUCCUCUCGCUCCCUGCCUUGCGAUCUAUGUCAGGGACUCACCCGGUUCAUCCUGCCCUCCUGGCUUUACCCAUUUUAUGUUCCUCUGUCCCACCAGGAGUCCCUGUCAGCGGGGCGGGGCGGGUGAUCCCAGCCCCGGGGGCCUUUGCAGCCAGAAGAUUUGUUGAGCAGGGUGGCCGGCUCCCCGGGCGAAGGCAGGUGCAGCGUGGCCUGACAGACUGUCGGGCUGUCCUCCCCCUAGGGUUCCUGCUGCCUCCCCUCUUCUGUCCAUCGUUCAGCUGCCCCCUCGCCGCCCCCCACAGUGCUCACCUCCCGUCUCCCAGCUCCUCCUGCCCACCCCCCCAGGAGAAACAUCCAAGCUAACUCCUGUAGACUGGGAAGCCUGGGGGCGGCGGGUGGGGGGAUGCCAGGAAGCUGGCUGCCCUUCCUGCGUGUUUCUGCAGCGGCUGCGACCUUGCCACAGCUUUCCCACCCCGUCUUCCAUUGCUCUGGAAAGCAAGGCUUCGCUGCGUUUUCACAGCGGAGCCUCGUGUCCCCCACGAGGGUCCGCACAUGUCGGGCGCCCUACGGGCCGUGGUGCAGUGGGCAGUAACUGGAGGUCUAGGUCCUGGCUCAACGCCAAGAACACCACGACGAUGUGCUAACCUGACCCCGAGGCUCUAAAGUUCUCGGGACCACAUUUGGAGGCCUGUGAGUUUUCCCAGAAUGGCUUGGAGUUUUGCACGAGACACAGAGCAGGAGGGGGCGAGGGCAGAGAGCCGAAACACAUUUGCUGGGAGUUCACACAGCUCCACGAGAGCCUCCGUACGGGAAGCUCGGUUUGCUUCUCUGGUGGGGAACUUGGCAGGCCCUUGUGCUCUGGGGCUCCUCCUCCAGAGAUCGGGGUGGCCCCAGCCAGGUGAUGGGGGCAGCCGUGUGUGCAGAGGUUGCAGGCCCGGGCUGGCUUAAGCACCUUGCUCUGCACACCACACCCGGCCACUGCUGAGGUCCUGGCCCUCAGAUUCAGGGUUAGCACGGGAACCCUACCAGCUUGUCCCGGUGCCACGGCCAGGAUGACCCCAGAGUUCUCCGGAUUCGUGUCUGCUACCAAACGAGGCUCCGAUCUUUGGCCUCUCUGUGAUCUCUACCCUGGCCAUUGUCCUCCAGCCGAGGCGAUGCUGCCACCUGGGGGAGGGGGGUCGAGCCUGAAAUCCCGUCCUAGGUGCUGCAGACGCUACCCGGUGCUAGGGGCUAAGUGCCACCCGGGACAGCAGCAGGGGCAACUUCCAAUCCUGCUGAGGGCCUGGGCGAAGACCAGUUCUCCAUCCAAAGCCCCAUUUGGCUUCCCAUGUCUGUCUCAACAGCCUGACCUUCCUGUGAUCACAGCAUGGCAACCGGCACCCCCCCACCCCCCCCAACACACACACACACACAGCUUCUCUGGGAGCUUCUCUGGGAGCUUGGCCCUUGGGUGGCCCAGUUACACAAAGGCAGGAUACCAAGAGUGAAGGACCAUCUUCUAUGUCUGCAUAAGGAAGUUGGGGGCACGGAGUCUUUUCUCUCCCCGAUACUCCCCCAACCCCACUGUACCCCCGUAGUCAACACGUAGCUUUCCCCUGAUAAAUCACAGGUGAGCUUCCAGAACCUCGCAGGUGGGUGGCACAUCCCCCCGCACAGAGAGAAACGCGUCUGUUCUGUGCGUGGAUGGUCUGAAGACAGACACGCACGGGAUCCAUCGACUUUGAAAGAGCAAAGAGGUCGGCCCCAGUCUGGGAGAGGAAGAAGAUUACAGAUCUAUUCUGAGUAUUUUCUAGAUAUUUUAUAUUUAUAUUUUUAGUAGUUUUCCGGUAGAAGGAAACUGCAGAAUAAAAUGAUCGGCUUUGGU
Messenger RNA from Felis catus (domestic cat), 7450 nucleotides. RefSeq names its product chromosome F1 C1orf226 homolog (gene CF1H1orf226). The record is from RefSeq and is a predicted model, not a curated record. Gene Ontology annotation, molecular function: nitric-oxide synthase binding. The transcript is spliced from 9 exons. NCBI's taxonomy places the organism in Eukaryota, Metazoa, Chordata, Mammalia, Carnivora, Felidae. The coding region runs from base 2754 to 4538 and encodes 594 amino acids.